AUGAAAGAGUCAGAGCAACAGCCUCAAAUCGUUGAGGAAAAGAUCGAGUAUGAAAUCGACAAGAAGGAAGUCUUUUCUGAAUCGAGCGAACAAAUCGAGGUGCACGAGGAUAAACCUCUCGGUCAAUACGUUGUAGAAGAAUGGCAAUUUACAUGGCGUGCUUCCGUUGUAGGCUCGCUACUUGGUUGCUUGAUUGCCGCAUCCAACACCUAUUUGGGUCUCAAAAUCGGUUGGACAUUUGGUGCAUCCAUGUUCGGUGCCAUCUUUAGUUUUGCCAUCAUCAAACCAUUAUCACGUGUGCUGCCAUUGUGGGCUGGCGGUGGUUACUUUGGUGCCAAAGAAAACGUUACAGCACAAUCAGCUGCUACUACUGCUGGUGGUCUUUCAGCUGGUUUUGUUGCUGGUAUCCCUGCCAUGUAUAAGCUCGGCCUCAUGACUACACCUAAAGGUGAUGCCGCAGCACUUGUAUUGUUCACCAUCUCUGCCGCUUUCUAUGGCUUGUUCUUUGCUGUUCCCCUCCGCAAGCAUUUUGUUGUCAACCAAGAUUUGCCUUUCCCAACUCCACGUGCUACCGCCACAACCAUCAUUUCGCUCCAUGAUAGUAUUGGUGGUGAAAAGGAAGCUAUGAAAAAGGCAAAGUGGAUGGCCAUUUGGUUCGCCAUUGCUUUCUUUUGGACACUCAUUGCCCAUUGGGUACCUUUCUUUGAUACCAUUCACAUUUUGUUCUGGAUCGGCUAUAGCACGGGUUAUGAAAACAUGGUCAGUGCUGACUUGGAUUGGGGCUGGUACUACAUGUUCGAUUGGCCCUUCUUUGGUGCUGGUUUGAUGACCCCCGGCUCCACUGUGAUCAGCUUUUUCGUUUCAUCCAUUUUCAUUUGGGGUAUUAUUGGUCCCACUCUUACAACCAAAGGCGUAUGGACUGGCAUGAGUGGCUUUAGCAGCGAUGGCGAUAGCGCACAAAGCUUCUUCUUAUGGCCUGGUAUUGCUCUCAUGGUGUUGUCUUCCAUUUGUGAAUUGCUCGUGCGCUAUGAUACGCUAUGGCGUGGUAUCAAGGGUGGCUGUAUCGAAAUUUGGAAUGGUCUCCGUUAUUUGGCCCUCAACAUCAAGGUCAAGGUGUUCCGUAUAGGCACUGCUGAAGAAUUGAACUUUGUGCCAGCAGCUGACGAGCUUUAUUCUGCCGAUGAAUUGGUACCUACAUGGUGGUGGUCAUCCGGCGUUGUCGUUUCGAUUAUUUUCACAUGUGCCAUUAUGGGUGAAUACUUCCACAUGCCCGUGUAUCAAAGUAUCGUAGCCGUCAUUAUUGCAUUUAUCCUUACCUUUGUCGGUAUUCAAGCUGCUGGUGAAACGGAUAUCAACCCGACUGGUGCUGUUGGCAAAAUGACUCAGCUCAUUUUUGCUGGUAUGCCUGCUGACAACGUUCAGCAAGUUCAAAAGAACAACUUGAUGGCUGGUAACAUCUCUGCUUCAGCUGCUGCACAAGCUGUUGACAUGGUCGGUGAUCUUAAGACCGGCCAAAUUGUUGGCGCUUCUCCUCGUUCCCAAUUUUUGGCCCAGGCGGUCGCUUCCUUCCCUGCUAUUGGUAUUGCUGUUGGCAUGUUUAUUCUCUUUGCUGAAGCAUACCCUUGCGUCACAUCUCAAGAUCUUAAUGCCCCUUGCGAAUUUCAACUCGUAUCCGUCACUGCUUGGUUGCAGGUCACCAAGCUACUUACAGGUGAAGCUGCUCCUCUUAGCAAGGGUGCUAUUAUCACCACUGGUGUUGCUGCUGGUGUCGGUUGCAUCGCUCCCUUUAUUCGUUUCUUCCUUGUCCCACAAAAGUAUUGGCGUUACUUCCCCUCGUUUUCUGCUAUUGGCAUCUCCAUGAUUAAUCCCUCGCCUGAAGUGCCAUUCUCUAUGUUCAUUGGUUGGACCGCUGGUCAAAUUUGGAAGAAAAUUGAUCCAAAAGCAUACGAUGAUCUUAUGCACAGCACUGCUGGAGGACUUAUCGCAGGUCAAGGUAUCUCAGCUUUGCUAAAGGCAGUCUUCCAAUUGGCUGGUGUGGAAGGCAAUGUCAUUGCCGCAUCGUGUCCCUAUGGCGAUGUAAACAACUGUCCCUAA
Messenger RNA from Lichtheimia ornata, 2094 nucleotides. RefSeq lists its product as uncharacterized. Gene Ontology annotation, cellular component: fungal-type vacuole membrane. Lineage: Eukaryota; Fungi; Mucoromycota; Mucoromycetes; Mucorales; Lichtheimiaceae. The record is from RefSeq and is a predicted model, not a curated record. The coding region runs from base 1 to 2094 and encodes 697 amino acids. The transcript has 5 exons. Gene Ontology annotation, molecular function: oligopeptide transmembrane transporter activity.